Molecule: messenger RNA, 3686 nt
Organism: Solanum lycopersicum (tomato)
Lineage: Eukaryota; Viridiplantae; Streptophyta; Magnoliopsida; Solanales; Solanaceae
Product: kinesin-like protein KIN-5D
Biological process (GO): spindle elongation; microtubule-based movement; mitotic spindle assembly
Cellular component (GO): spindle microtubule; mitotic spindle
Molecular function (GO): plus-end-directed microtubule motor activity; microtubule binding; ATP binding
Source: RefSeq, a predicted model, not a curated record
CUAAAAAUUCAUCAAUUAAUUAAAUUCCCAGUCUUCCAUCUUCUCCGUUCACUACAUACACACUCUCACUGUACAUUUCUUACUCAAUUUCUCUCUCUAGAACAUUCGCCAUUGCUGAAAUUAUUGAAGCUCUCAACGGCCGGCAAAAAUACAUCACUUCCUGUGUGUUUAUUGCUUGUUUUAUGCAAUUUUUCUGCUCAGAUUUGAAUUUGAACUGAGUUGACUAAGGGAAUAAGGUUGUGAGAUUUGAGAAGGAAUGGAGUCAUCGCAAUCGCAGCUACAGAGAAGAGGAGGAGGCUUAGUUUCGAUGUCACCGUCGCACACGCCGCGGUCGAGUGAUAAAGUGGUGAGAGAUCUGCGAUCGGGGGAAGGGAAUGUGAAUGGGAAGCAUGAUAAAGAAAAAGGUGUAAAUGUGCAAGUUAUUUUGCGUUGCAGGCCGUUGAAUGAGGAUGAGAUAAGAUUGCAUACACCAGUUGUGAUUUCCUGUAAUGAAGGUAGAAGAGAAGUUUCUGCUAUUCAGAACAUAGCUAAUAAGCAGAUUGACAGAACAUUUGCCUUUGAUAAGGUAUUUGGUCCAACAUCCCAACAGAAGGACUUGUAUGAUUCUGCAAUAUGGCCAAUUGUUUUUGAAGUUCUAGAGGGAUAUAACUGCACCAUUUUUGCUUAUGGGCAGACAGGAACAGGGAAAACUUAUACAAUGGAGGGAGGGGGAAGAAAGAAGAAUGGGGAAUUUCCAAGUGAUGCAGGUGUUAUCCCCCGAGCUGUAAAACAAAUUUUUGAGAUAUUGGAAGCUCAAAAUGCUGAAUAUAGUAUGAAAGUAACACAUUUGGAGCUUUAUAAUGAGGAGAUCACAGAUCUUUUAGCUCCCGAGGAAUGCAUAAAGUAUGUAGAUGAUAAAUCCAAAAAACCAAUAGCACUGAUGGAAGAUGGUAAGGGUGGAGUUUUGGUUAGAGGCUUGGAAGAGGAGAUUGUUUCCACUGCAAAUGAAAUCUAUAAGAUCUUGGAGAAAGGUUCAGCUAAGAGGCGUACAGCAGAGACUCUUCUUAACAAACAGAGUAGUCGUUCUCACUCUAUUUUUUCUAUCACAAUUCACAUCAAGGAAUGCACUCCAGAAGGGGAGGAGAUGAUCAAAUGCGGCAAACUGAACCUUGUUGACCUUGCUGGUUCUGAGAACAUAUCACGUUCUGGUGCAAGGGAGGGCAGGGCGAGGGAAGCUGGAGAAAUCAACAAGAGUUUGCUUACACUUGGUCGUGUUAUAAAUGCUUUAGUUGAACACUCUGGUCAUAUCCCAUACAGGGAUAGCAAAUUGACACGGUUGUUGAGGGAUUCUCUUGGAGGGAAAACAAAGACAUGCAUUAUUGCAACAAUAUCACCGUCAGUUCACUGUCUGGAAGAGACACUGAGCACUUUAGAUUAUGCUCAUCGUGCCAAAAACAUAAAGAACAAACCAGAGAUUAACCAGAAGAUGAUGAAAUCUGCAUUAAUCAAAGAUUUGUACUCCGAGAUUGACAGACUGAAGCAAGAGGUGUAUGCUGCAAGAGAGAAGAAUGGCAUUUAUAUACCAAGAGACCGAUAUCUUCAAGACGAAGCAGAUAAGAAGGCAAUGUCUGAAAAGAUAGAACGGAUGGAACUUGACUUCGAAUCCAGGGACAAGCAAUUUAUGGAACUUAAGGAACUAUACAAUUCUCAGCAAUUGUUGACAGCAGAAUUGGGUGACAAACUUGAGAAGACAGAGAAAAAGCUUCAGGAAACUCAGCAUACAUUGGCUGAUCUCGAAGAGAAACACAGGCAGGCAAUUACCACUAUAAAAGAAAAGGAAUUUCUGAUAUCUAACCUUCUAAAAUCUGAAAAAGCACUGGUUGAGCAAGCAUUUGAACUUCGAGCUGAACUGGAAAAUGCUGCAUCAGACGUGUCAAACUUGUUUGCUAAGAUUGAGCGCAAAGACAAAAUAGAAGAUGGAAACAAAGUUCUCAUCCAAAAUUUCCAAUCCCAGCUGACUCAACAGCUUGAAGUCCUGCAUAAGGCUGUUGCUUCUUCAACCACACAACAAGAGCAACAACUCAAAGGCAUGGAGGAAGACAUGCAGUCCUUUGUUUCAACAAAGACUGAGGCAGUGGAAGAGCUUCGAGGCCAUCUGGAGAACUUAAAAACCAUGUUUGGUUCUGGUAUCAAAGCUUUAGAUGGUUUGGCUGGGGAACUUGACGGCAAUGCUCAGUCAACCUUUGACCGUUUAAAUUGUGAAGUUUCUAAACAUUCUUCUGCUUUAGGAGAGCUUUUUAAGGAGAUUGCUUCUGAGGCUGAUACCUUGGUUAAUGAUCUUCAAAAAAGUUUACAUGAUCAGAAGGAGAAACUAAUCGCAUUCGCACUACAGCAACGUGAGGCACAUUGCGGGAGUAUCACGAUGUCAAGGUCCAUUUCUCAGAUUACUGGGAACUUCUUUAAGACUCUAGAUAUGCAUGUGUCCCAGUUGGGUGAAAUAGUGGAAGAAGCACAGACGGUCAGUGACCAGAAAUUCUCUGAACUAGAAAAGAAGUUUGAGGAAUGUGCUGCCAAUGAGGAAAGACAAAUCUUGGAGAAAGUGGCUGAGUUGCUCGCUGGAUCAAAUGCUAGGAAGAAAAAGCUGGUUCAAACUGCUAUCGAUGACCUCAGAGAAAGUGCCUCCAACAGAACGAGCAGACUGAAACAAGAGAUGUCAACCAUGCAAGAUUCAACUUCUUCUGUUAAAGUCAAAUGGACUGCUUACAUGGAAAAGGCUGAAUCACACUAUCUAGAAGAUACUGCUGCUGUGGAAAAUGGGAAGAAAGAGAUGGAAGAGGUGCUACAGAAUUGUGUGCAAAAGGCUAAAUUGGGAGCUACGCAAUGGACAAAUGCUCAACGGUCUUUAUUAGACCUAGAGGAGAGAAAUGUUGCAUUUGUCGAUGAAAUUGUCAGGGGUGGAAUGGAUGCAAAUCAAGCAUUACGUGUAAGAUUUUCAUCUGGAGUGUCAUCCACUCUCGAAGACACUGAUGCUGCUAGCAAACACCUACUCUCAUCUAUUGACCAUUCCUUACAACUCGACCGUGAUGCUUGUGCAAACCUUGAUUCUACAAUUGUUCCUUGUUGUGGAGAGCUGCGAGAACUAAAUAGCGGACACUACCACAAGGUUGUUGAAAUUACAGAGUACACUGGAAAAAGUCUUUCACAAGAAUACAUGGUUGAUGAACCGUCUUGUUCGACCCCAACAAAGAGACCAUUUAAUCUUCCAAGCGUAGAAUCUAUUGAAGAACUAAAAACUCCUGCUUUCGAAGAGUUGUUGAAUACAUUUUGGGAUGGUAAAUCCUCAAAGCUAUCAAAUGGAGAUGUAAAUCAUAGUAAAGAGAUAGAGGUAGAUACUUCUUUACUAGAGUCAAGAGUUUCCCUCACUGCUGUAAAUUAGAAGAGUCCACUCCAAACUACAAUUACAUACAUCAUAGUAUAUGGCAAUGAAGGAGGAGACUGGAGAGUUGUACAUAAUGUGUCUUUGAAUCUCCAUCUUCUCACCUAUACGUAGCAGAUAAUUUAUCCUUGUUCUUUUUAUUUGAUUUGAGUGAUCGAAAUAUGUAAUGUCUGUGCUGAACAUGUUAGUUUGAAGUGUCUGUGGAUGCAUUAUUGAUAGAGAUUGUAAAUUUCAUUUGCAACUUGUAGUAAACGAUACAUUGGUAUACUGA